Molecule: messenger RNA, 5569 nt
Organism: Chlamydomonas reinhardtii
Lineage: Eukaryota; Viridiplantae; Chlorophyta; Chlorophyceae; Chlamydomonadales; Chlamydomonadaceae
Exons: 7
Coding region: 35-4621 (1528 amino acids)
Biological process (GO): tRNA methylation
Cellular component (GO): cytosol
Source: RefSeq, a predicted model, not a curated record
CACCAACGCGCCCAAACAGCUGCUGCCGCAUGGCAUGAACGCGCUGCUCGCCGUCGCCGCCGCCGCCACGGAUGCGUGCCUGGCGCGCGACGAGGAGGCGGUGGCGGAUGGGGCGGCGGUGAAGGGGGAGGAGGUGGAGGGGAAUGGGAAGGAGGAGGGGAAGGAGAAGGAGGGGAAGGAGGGGAAGGAGAAGGAGGAUGGGGAGGCGGAUGGGAAGGAGGGGAGGGAGGAGGGGAAGGGGGAGGGGGAGGGGGAGAGGAUCACCAUUUAUCAGGUGUGGCCGGUGGUGCACGCCUUCAACUGCCUGCGGCACGCCUUCAACGACUCCCACCUGGCCGUGGACACCAGUGGCUACUUCGCGGCCGCCAUCCAGGCCUGCCUGCGUGCGCUGCGUGCUGGGGCCUGGGAGAUCCGCAACAGCGCCAUGCUGUGCUUCACGGCGCUCGUGACGCGCAUGCUGGGCUUCAAGAACGACAGCAGCGCCGAGACCGUGCGCAAGGCCGUGAGCGGCGCGGAGUUCUUCGCUCGCUACCCCGCGCUCCACGGAUUUCUGCUGGAGCAGUUGCAGGAAGCAGCGGCGGAGCUGGAGGCGGCGUCAGCCGCCGCCGCCGCCGCGGCCGCCGCCGCCGGCAGCGGCGCCGCCAGCCGCGCCGCCGCCGCGCUCGCCAAUCCGCACCCGGGCCUCUACCCCGUGCUCAUCAUCCUCUCGCGCCUCAAGCCAUCCCACAUCCGAGACGACGACCCAGCGGCAGCGGCACCGGCGGCGGCAUCGGCGGCGGCGCUGCUUGGAGAGGAGGGCGCCGAUGGCGGUCCGGCGGCUGAAGGCGGCGACGGCAGUGGCGGCGGUGGAGUGGCGGCGGCGGCGACCUACAUGGGAGCGCUGUCGCCGACGGUGUUUACGCCGCUGGUUCGCCGCUGUGCCACGGCGGCGCCGCUGGCGGUGCGGCGACUGGCGGCGAGAGCGCUGGCGCCGCUGGUGGCGGCCCCCGACGUCGCGCCGCUGCUGCGGCAGCUGCUGGCGCCCGUGCCACCCCGCCCCCGCGCCGUCGCCGACGGCUCCGCCCGCCCGCCCCUGCGCUUCGCUGGCGGCGGCGGCGGCAACGCCCUCCACGGCGCCUUCCUCCAGACCGCUGCCCUACUGGAGGCCGCCUCCGCGGCUGCAGCUGCUACUGCCGCUGCUGGCGGCAGUAGCAGCUGCAGCAGCGGCACCAGCAGUAGCAGCAGCAGCAGCACCGGCAGUAGCAGCACCGCGGAGGAGGACUUGUUGGCCGCAUCGCUGCCGGCGCUUUCCCGCGGCGCCUGGAUGGCAGACCCGGCCCUGGGCACGUGCGCGGUGGGCUGCGGGCUGCUGGCGGCGGCGGCGGCGGCGCUGGCGCUACUGCCGCCGCGGCGCUGCUCCGAGUUCCGUACACAGGUGGCGGAGCUGGCGGCGGCGUGCCGCGACGCGGCCGAGUUCGUGCCGCCGCCGCGGCCCGGCUCAGCUGCUGCUGCUACAGCCGCAGCUACAGCCGCGGCUGGUACAGCCGCGGCUGCUACAGCCGCUACAGCCAGUGGCGGCGGCGGCGGCGGCGGGGGUGUGAAUGUGUUUGUGAGUGACUACCCCGACCCCAUGCGCUGCCAGCUGCUGAAGCAGGCGACGCAGCUGUGGCUGGGGCCGGUGCUGUUGGCGCAGGCCUUCAGGUCCAGCGCCCCCGCGGGCUUCUACACAGAGGGCCUGCUGCAGCAGCUGCGCACCUGCCUCGCCUCGCCCUCCUACGACGUACGCGCCGCCGCCCUCAAAACCCUGGACCGACACCUUACGGCCAUCAACGCAGCCGUCGCCUCCGCCGCCGCCGCCGCCGCCACUUCCGGCGGUUCUGGAAUUGGUGGUGGCGGCGGCGGCAGCGGCGGCAGUGUGAGCAGCGAGGCAGCGGUGGCGGCGGAGGCGGAGGCGGCGGCUGCCGCCGCCGCUGGGCCGGGCGUGGCGGACGCUGGCGGCAAGCUGGCGGCGGUGGCGGCGGCGCUGGCGGCGCGGCCGGCGCAGCUGUCGCGGAUCGCUGGCGAGGGCAUGGCUUUGUUGUGGGGCUGCGUUGCUUCCGAGCCCAUUCACAAGGUGGCGCGCCGCCACCUCAAGGCGUUGGGGCAGCUACACACGCUUGCCGCCAGCCUGGCGGCGGCGCAAGCGGCGGCGGCGGCGGCGGCGGCGGCGGCGGCGUCGCCAGCGGCGGCGCUGGCGGCGGCGGCGGCGCCAGCAAUGGACCCGAUCACUGGCGAGCUGCUGCCGCCGCCGUUGACGGCGGCGGCGGCGGCGGCUGCGGGCGGUCUGACAGUGCAGCAUCCGGCCGGCUGCUUCUGCUGCGUCGAUCCCUCGGUGGCGGCGGCGGCGGCGGACCCGGCGGCGGCGGCGGAGCUGGCGGCGGCGCUGGCACACGUGGCACUGGUGCGGCGACUGCUCGGCAGUAGCAGGGAGCUGGAGGCGAGGUGCGAGGCGCUCCGGUGUCUGGGCCGGGCCCUGGGCCGCGCCCUGGCGGCCGGCGCAGCGGCUGCAGCUACAGCUGCGGCGGUUGCUACAGCCGGUACCGCCAGUGGCAGUGGCAGCAGCAACAGCAGCAGGGGCAGUAGCAGCAGCGUUGUGCCUGUUGAGCACUGGCUGCAGCUGGCGGCGGCGCUGGGUGCGCUGUUGGAUUCUGUGGCGGCGGCGGCGGCGCCAUGGCAGCCUGAGGACUGGCGGCGGGCGGGCGUGGAGGCGCUGGCGGGGUCACAGCUACUGCCGACUUCCGCGCUGGCGGCUGUAGCAACAGGAGGCAGCGGUGGGGUUGCGGGGGCGACGGCGGCGCAGGCGGCGGCGCUGGUGGCGGCGCUUGACGUCGGCGCCAGUGGCGGCGGCGGCGGCGGCGCGUUGCAUCGGUCGGCGCUGCGAGGGUGGCGCUGUGUCGUGGCGUUCCUGGAGGACGAAGACCUGCAGGUCCGCCAGUCCUCCGCGCGCCUGGCACAGUGCGUCAUGGAGCUACUGCCGUCCACAGCCGCCGGCAGUCGCAGCAGCGCCGGCAGUAGCAGCAGCAGCGCCGGCAGUAGCGGAACCGAGGAGGAGGGGCAGGAGGCGGGGCUGUGGCGGCCCGCGCCGGCGGCCGCGUACCAGGAUGGCGCGAGUGGCGGCACCGGUGGCGGCAGUAGCAGCAGCGACGAGAAGGAGAGGGCGGCGGCGGCUGCUGCUGCUGCUGCUACAGCCGCGGUGGUUGGCCGCCAACCGCUGUACGUCGAGGCCGUGAUCCGGUGGCUGUACCCGCUGCUGGUUCGGCUGUACGGCAGUAGCAGCAACAGCAGUAGCAGCAACAGCAGUAGCAGCGGCAGCGGCAAUAGCAGCAGUGCUACUGCCGGCGCCGCACGGCCGGCGCUGCUGGCGCUGCUGUGUGACCUAGUGGUGAAUGGUGUGGCGCCUCAGGCGGAGGAGCAGCAGCAGGGGGGUGGCGUGGCGGGCACGUCGGCCGCUGCUGCUGGAGGGGGUGCUGAAGGGGAUGGGGAUGGUGGUGUGCCAGAGGUGGUGACGGCCCUCCUCAAGGACGCAGCCGCGGCAGCUGCGGCUGCAGCUGCGGCCGACGGUGCCGCCCCUGGCGGCGGCCCGGCUGCUACUGCCGCUACUGCCGCUACUGCCGCCACCUCCUCCGCCACCUCCUCCUCCCGGCGCCUGUUUGACAAGGAGGCAGACAACCCACACGAGGAGCCGCUGCUGACAUGCCAGCUGGCGGCAGCGGCGGCGCGGCGGCUGCUGCUGCAGCUACAGCCACACCCCGCAGCAGCAGCUGCCGCUGCCGCUGCUACUGCCGGCCUGACGGCGGCGGAGGCGGCGGCGCUGGCGGCGCUGCGGGCCGCUGCCUGGCGCCGCCUGGGCUCCAUUGCGGCCGCCGCGGCGGUGGCGUGCGGCGAGGCGCCUGCUGCUACUGCUGCUACUGCUGCUACUGCUGCUACUGCUGCUACUGCUGCUACUGCUGCUACUGCUGCUACUGCUGCUACUGCUGCUACUGCUGCUACUGCUGCUACUGCUGCUACUGCUGCUACUGCUGCUACUGCUGCUACUGCUGCUACUGCUGCUACUGCUGCUACUGCUGCAGCCGACAACGGCAGCAGCAGUAGCAGUAGCAGCGGGCCAGACGCUGCCUCAGCCGCUGGAGUGGCGGCAGUAGCACCCACCGCCGACUCCGCCUCCGCUUCCCCCUCUCCGACUGCCUCUGCUGCGACGGCGGGUGGGUGGCUUGGGGGUUUCAUCAACCAGCCUGACGUGUUUGGCUGCGCUUACCGAGCUCUGCUGCUGCUGUGGGCCACAGAGCCCGCGGCGGCGGCGGUGGCAGCAGCAGUGGCGGCGGCGCAGGCGCCUGCGGCGGCCGGGCAAGCACAGCAGGCGGAGGCGGUGGGCGUGCAGGAAGCAGUGGUGUUGGGGGCGUUGGCGGCGCGGGCGGAUGUGGCGGGCUCUCAACUGGGUCCGCUGCUGCGGGCGCUGCUGCCAAAGCGGGCGGCGUCGGAGGGAGGAGAGGGGCAGGCGGGGCAGGGCGGUGGCGGUGGUGGUGGUGGGGGAGGUGGCGGCGGUGGUGGUGGUGGGGGUGGGGGUGAGGAGGAGCAGCAGCAUCGCAUCCUGUUCCUGGUGUAGCGUGCAACUGGUGGUCAAUUGGGGCAUCGGGGCCGGCGGCGUUCAGUUGUGUCACCGACUCCAUACUUGAUUGACCUCAUGAAUAUGGCAAUCAAAUCGCAGAACUGCCUGUUUGCUUAAGAACAGAGGCGGGAGGGAUUGCUUUGAAUGCAGAGCUCGAGGUGCGUUGGCCGCAGCACAGAAUGACUGUGUUUGCCGGGGCGGGGUGCCUGCGGCCGAUGCUGAGGAAAGCGGGUUUCAGAUGAAGGAAAGGGGGGUGGGUUCAGGUGAAGUCGUUGGCCUGGUCGGUGGUGCAGGCGGUGUGCAGGCGGGUUGCUUGCUGUUUUGCUGUUUUGCUGUUUUGCCCUGAAAGCUCAGCUCCAAGCCAUACAUGUACAGCCUUCACCGGGGGGGGGGGGGUGGCCACCGGAGGCGGCUGAGCUUGCCGCCGUAGGGGCGGGGAGGCGGCCACAGCAUCAACAGCUGUCAGUGGUUUUUGGCUUGUGCGGACACCCCAUUAUGGUCGAGCCGUAGUGCGGCACUGGCUUGCCGGCACUGCACGCACGCCACCAGCAGCAGCAGCAGCAGCACGAGGGCUUCUUGUUGUCGCGUGUGCUUUUGUGUGUGACAGCAGACCGGCCCCAAGCAGGGGGGCUGCGCUCUCGUCAACACCUACCCUGGCUCCUUCAAGAACGUUUUGGUGCUGUCCGUGUCAGCUUUUGGUCAGCUGGCCACGUGUCAGCUGACCGAGUGCGUGUCAUACUGCCUUGGCUGGGGAGAAAGAGGAGUGCGUGAGCAGGGUUGAGUUAUGCGGCUGGGUGGGUGGGUGCGGCCCCGACGACAUGGUGAUAAGAUAGAUGGGCCUUACUGGUGAUGGGCCUUACUGAUGGCUGGGGUUAGUUCAACACGGCUGAUGCACGUAGCGGCACGCACGCGCUAGCCUGCAAUUGUAUUAUUGCUAACUUAAAU